GGUAAGGCAGGGAAAGAUCAAUAAUCUUCCACCCAAUGAACAAGGCCACAAACUGUUACCAUUAUGUAUUAGAAUAUGUGCAACCACUCAAGCUGACCUUAAAAUGGCAGCAUUUUCUCUAAAUAUUCAAAAACAUGUGGAACCUGGUCUUGUAACUUCCGGUAAAUUCGAUGGUUCUCAUGCUUGUCUAGCGGCUGCAACUUAUGGUGGAAAUAUUUUGGUACACAGCCCUCAUAGGCAACCACAAAUAACCGGCCAAGACCACGAACAAUCCGAUAGAAAAAUAUCUUGGAGCGGAGAACUCGCGGAACUUCAGAUAGGAACUGAGAUUACAGCAUUAUGCACUGGUCGACUUAGUGAUGACGAGAGAGAUAUUCUUCUAAUUGGAACUACAUCUCAUAUUUUGGCCUAUCACAUAGAAGACAACUCUGAUGCUUUUUACAAAGAGAUGUCUGAUGGUGCAAGAUGUAUAAUCGUUGGUAAAUUGAGUUGGCUUCCAAAUCAAGUUGCAAUCGUUGGUGGCAAUAGUUCGAUAACAGUUUUAGACUCACAAGGCACAGAGAUAUUUUGGACAGUACUAGGAGGUAUUGUAACUUCAUUAGCUGUUUUUGACUUCGAUGGAGAUGACGAAAACGAGUUGGUCAUUGGGACCAGAGAUUUCGAAAUAAAGGUGUACAAGAAAGACAAUCUGCUCUGGGAAGCUAAAGAAACAGCUUCGAUUACCACUCUAACCGGCCUACCUAAUAGAAGAUUCGUUUAUUCAGUAGGAAAUGGGACUCUUGGUGUCUAUGAAAUGACUCAAAGACUAUGGCGUGUCAAGUCGAAGCACCGGGUGGUGGUCACGAGGAGCUUUGAUUUGAACGGAGACGGUGCACCCGAAGUCAUAACUGGUUGGAAUAAUGGAAAAGUAGACGCAAGGUCAUCCAAUAGCGGUGAAGUAAUUUUUAAAAUUCAAUUAUCCGCCGGAAUAGCUGGAAUCGUGGAAGCUGAUUACAGGAGAAUCGGCAAAUCUGAUUUAGUCGUAGUGUCUUCUAUUGGCGAAGUGCGCGGCUAUGGUUCCGGUUCCGCGAUGGAUACUCCAGAACCUGGCGAGGCAAUGCGCGAUUUAUUGGCGAAAAGGCAGAUCCUCCAAAUGGAACUUAGGCAGAGGGCCGCGUCUGUUCCGAAUAUGUUCCAUGGAACGAAAUUGGCAGUGAGCUUGAUGACCUGCAAUGGUGCGGCUCGUGUUGCCCUUGCGUCUGGACCUGGUCUUUUUAUGUAUUGCGCGAUAGUUUUCACCGAAGGAGUGUUCGAAGGCGAAACUCUCGUUGUCCAUCCCAGCAGACCUAAGGGGGAGCUGGAAAUAGAGCUUCGUCCUCCGAAGAAUGCCCCUGUCGAUAUGCACGUUAAAGUAUGCGUUGGUCCAGCUGCUGCGGAUUUGUUACAGGUGUUUGAAAUGACGCGCCAAUUGCCUAGAUUUUGCAUGUACCAGAUCAUCGAACGGCCUGCGCAAAUUGCGGAGGACUUUGCGAAAAAUAGCGUCACAGCUGAGUUUGCGGAGAGACCUCAAAGAAUCGCUCUUUGGUUGAAUCAAAGUCUCAUUCUUCCGGAAGAGUUCGAAAUUAAGGAGGACAAACCAAACAACGGAGGUAUUGAGAUGUGGCUUCGCGGCAUGAGAGACAACAAGAUUCAUUGUUUCAUGUCAGACGCAACGGGAAAAGUAACCGUUCAAACGGAAGAUUCUACAUUUGCCGGCGACAUUAUUCAGUCGUUAGCCUUGUACUUGGGCCUUAGAGAGCUUUCUUCCGAAGUUUCAUUUCCGGCUGAAGAGAAGAAGAUGUUGGACGCCUUGGAACACGUCAAAGAGUUAAAGGAGAUCGAUACCAGAUUGCAAGCAGAGGCAGCUAAUGAAACAGUUUUACUGAAAAAUAUUAUAAUUCGCUUGGAGGAUGCAAGAAUUCUCGAGAAUAUCGAUGAAAUGAGAAAGAGACUCGUACAAUUGAAAAAUGUUAAUGUCGAUCUGAUCAGGGAACAUGAAAUCAGAAUGAAGAGUUAUAGAGAACUCACGGCGAAUUUAAAAGAAUUAAAUCUCGGAGUGCAACGUGCAGCUAGAUUAAGAGUUGGGAAAAGUGCCUCAAACACGAUAGCCCGUUGUAGAGCAGCGAUUCAGGACGAGAAUCCGAAGGCUCUCACGCUGGCAAUAAGACAUGGAUGAAUUCAGGGGCGAAUUUACCUUGACGCUGAUAUCACUGUAAGCGUUGGGCCCCGGAACGCUAUGGGGGCCCCAAAAGAGCUUGUCAAAAAGAUUAAUAAACGAUUAUUAGAACUACA
Bombus terrestris (buff-tailed bumblebee) is the source of this 2310-nucleotide messenger RNA. RefSeq names its product Bardet-Biedl syndrome 2 protein homolog. NCBI's taxonomy places the organism in Eukaryota, Metazoa, Arthropoda, Insecta, Hymenoptera, Apidae. The coding region runs from base 104 to 2194 and encodes 696 amino acids. Gene Ontology annotation, cellular component: BBSome; ciliary basal body; membrane. Gene Ontology annotation, molecular function: protein binding. The transcript is spliced from 11 exons. The record is from RefSeq and is a predicted model, not a curated record. Gene Ontology annotation, biological process: non-motile cilium assembly.